UGAUGAUGACAAAACAUAAAAUUAUGAUAGGAAGAGGAUGAAUUCUCCCACAGAGGAGAGCAUGAUCUCACCAUACGUUAAUCUGAAGCCAUCAACUGCACAAGCUUUCUCUUGGCCAUGCAUGCUACUAUUUUUUGUUAUCUUCUCGUACUCCUCGUUUCAAGGUUGCGUAUUCACCUCCAGCAUCUUGCUAGCUGGCAACCACAUCUUCUUUCCGUGUAUCAGAGUGGUUUGUGGCCGCAUUUUGUGCAGCUACACCCCUCCGAGACCUUCAGAGAAUUCCCAACUAUUUUCAAGAACCACAUGAAGUCGUCACUUGCUGCAAACUCAAAACUUGCUAUGUACAGGAAAGUUGUCAGCAAGCAUACUCAUUGGGAAGAGGAGAACACGUUGAUGGUUUCUGAGUAUGCCUGAUGUCGUUGAGACGCAUUGUAUUUGUCCUCGGCCUUCAGGUUCGCUAGAGUGGAAUUUCUGUUGUCUUUCCAUGCUCACCUCCGUCAGUAUGAAUUGCCAAAACUAAAGUCGGUGUCAAGGGUGCUUCUCCGCUCGUAACAUUGGGCUUUUACGCCUGUGGGUGUAUACGUCUGAUCGUUCGACUGCAUUCAACGAUGAAGGCGGGCACCACAAACUCCCGUGCCUUAAGGUUCUUAGAAGUAGCUUCCUUGGUUGGGCCCCGCUCCAGGUAUGUAGCAGGUAUGUAGCAGGUAUGUAGUGAGGUGCCCGAUUGCGGCUCCUUGCCUGUGGCAGGGCUGACAGCCUGACGGGCCAGGGCAUCGAGGUAGCGUAGUGGGAAGUGGAAGCUUUUUCGGCCCAGCAGUAGCGGAAAGUGGAG
Molecule: messenger RNA, 832 nt
Organism: Neurospora hispaniola
Lineage: Eukaryota; Fungi; Ascomycota; Sordariomycetes; Sordariales; Sordariaceae
Exons: 1
Coding region: 118-414 (98 amino acids)
Source: RefSeq, a predicted model, not a curated record